This is a messenger RNA of Funneliformis geosporum, 651 nucleotides long. NCBI's taxonomy places the organism in Eukaryota, Fungi, Glomeromycota, Glomeromycetes, Glomerales, Glomeraceae. The record is from the annotation of a GenBank genome assembly.
AUGAGUAGAGCUAGAGGUGGAGGACGUCGUGGUUUUGGUGGAAGAAGUGGGUCGGGAUUUGGUCGACCGAAUUUCUCAAGUGAAUUACAAGCCUUAUUACAUCAAACUCUUUCAAACGAUACAUCAGCUGGAAUUGAAUUUCAAGAACCAAUACCACCUUCUGAAGAUGAACAUAAAAUGCUUAAUGCAUUAUUUGGAUAUAAAGCAGCACUCAAAGAUUCUGCUUUUUUUAUAAUCCCAUCACCACCGUCAUCUGAUAUUCAACGAUAUUCUGAUCAAUUCAAAAAAAAGAAAACUCAACAUUCAUUGCGAGAUAUUAAGACAGAUUUGGCAUUCUACCCACAUGAAUUACAUACGGUUAAAGAUGAUUCAAUAAUAGCAACAGUUUCUACUAAUGAAAUUCAAAGGAAAAUUCAUUUUGAUUUUGAUUUGACAUUUGGACAAUUGUUAGAACAAGAAAGUAAAGAAAAGGCUAAAAAUGUUGAGCAAGUCGUUGAAAAUGAAAUAGAAAAAUUUGCCGAGAUAGAACCAUUUCAGGAAGACGAAGAAUAUGGGGAUGCUACAGAUUAUGUCGAAAGUUACUUUGAUAAUGGAGAAGCAGAUGAUGCAUUCGAAGACGAUGGUGGUGGCGGAGAGGCGUAUUUUGAUUAA